GCAAAUCCCAUUUUUCUACCCGUGCACAGCAUAAGCCAUCAAUUCGUUUUGGGUCCUACUACAGUUAGUUACCGUAAUAAGAUUUCUGUUAUAUAAAUUCGUAGUGGUUUUAUUUUAAUUUUAUUCAACAAUAAAGGCUGUUAAUUUCAUAAACGUGAUAAAACACUGCAAAUGAAAUAAAGAACGCAUUUGUGCAUCCAUGUGUCCAGAUUCGAGAUGAGCAUUGGAGUUGAUAAUAUAAAACUAUUGGUAACUUGGAGACACUACGCCCAAGGUGUUUGUUGAAAAAGUAGCCUCCGGAAGUCUAAAUGAAUUAUUUUUAAGUCAGUGAUCAGAAAGAAAAAAAAUCAAAAUUAACUGUCAGCCACGUAAAAUCGAUAAGGUCGAGCACAUUAAUUCGCAUAGCCUAAUUGUGUUUUGACAUAUCCAUAAUCGCCAUCGCCACCGUCACCUACAUCUUCAACAGCGGACAUCGUCAACUCAUUGUCACAACAUCAAUUUGCCAAAAUGUCAUUCAUUAAUAAAUUAAAGUCCACUCCAUUGCCGCCAAUUAAAAAUAUUAUAAAUGUUGCCGUGCAAACAGCUCGUCAGCACAUUCCCGAGAAGAAGGACUACGAACAGCCAGGCAGUAACACAACAGGAGCGGCAACGACGCAACAAAACUUCAAUUCACAUCCACAAGGAAUGUUUAAUGGAGGGGCUGGCGAGGGCCAAUAUCAAGCGCAAAUCGCUGAAAGGCCAACCGAGUUGAAUCCAUUUCGCAAUCCAAAUGGAUGGACAGAUACCGAGAAUGGAGAAUACAAGAAUGAGGAAUAUCAGAACACUUCAUUUACUGCUAAUGAAUAUGACGGACGAUAUCAACAAACGGGUGGAUUCAGACAAGGAAGUGUAGCUUCUGAGGGAAGCUCAUUUGUGUGCGAAGGUGAAGGUGGCGGUGGCACAAAUAUCGACGAAUUUCAAGCCGGUUGGAAUGUCACCAAUGCGAUUCAAGGAAUGUUCAUCGUCUCGCUGCCAUUUGCUGUGCUGCACGGCGGUUAUUGGGCUAUCAUAGCAAUGGUCGGCAUAGCAUACAUUUGCUGCUAUACGGGAAAAGUGUUAGUGCAAUGCUUGUAUGAACCCGACCCUAACACCGGCCAAAUGAUACGAGUUCGUGACAGCUAUGUUGCGAUUGCAAAGGUUUGUUUUGGACCAAAAUUGGGUGCUCGCGCCGUUAGCAUUGCCCAAUUGAUUGAGUUGUUAAUGACGUGUAUUUUAUAUGUUGUGGUGUGUGGGGAUUUAUUGGCAGGCACCUACCCUCAAGGUUCUUUUGACUCACGAUCUUGGAUGAUGUUCGUGGGAAUAUUCUUGUUACCAAUGGGUUUUUUGAAAUCUCUGAAAAUGGUAUCGACCCUCUCAUUCUGGUGCACUAUGUCUCACAUUGUUAUUAAUGCCAUUAUUUUGGGCUAUUGCAUAUUACAGAUUGGGGAAUGGGGUUGGUCCAAAGUACGGUGGAGCAUUGAUAUGGAGAACUUUCCAAUAUCAUUGGGCGUGAUUGUUUUCUCAUAUACAUCGCAAAUAUUUUUGCCAUCACUAGAAGGCAGUAUGAUCGAUCGCUCUAAAUUCAACUGGAUGUUGGAUUGGUCGCAUAUAGCAGCAGCGAUUUUCAAAGCCGGUUUUGGCUACAUUUGCUUUCUUACUUUCCAAGAUGAUACUCAACAAGUAAUUACAAACAAUCUGCACUCACAGGGUUUUAAAGGAUUAGUGAAUUUCUUUUUAGUUAUAAAGGCAUUACUUAGCUAUCCUUUGCCCUAUUACGCUGCCUGCGAACUGCUGGAACGUAAUUUCUUCAGAGGGCCACCAAAAACGAAAUUUCCUACAAUAUGGCAUUUAGAUGGGGAACUAAAAGUUUGGGGUCUCGGAUUUCGAGUCGGUGUGAUAGUUGCAACAAUUAUGAUGGCUAUUUUCAUACCACAUUUUUCAAUUCUAAUGGGUUUCAUUGGUAGCUUCACCGGAACUAUGUUGAGCUUUAUCUGGCCUUGUUAUUUCCAUUUGAAAAUCAAAGGACAUCUAUUGGAUCAAAAAGAAGUUGCAAAGGACUACUUCAUCAUCUCUCUGGGAGUCUUGUUUGGCGUAAUAGGUAUUUACGAUUCUGGCAAUGCAUUAAUUAACGCCUUUGAACUGGGGCUACCAUUUUAAAAAUCUUAUUCUAACUGGGCACAAAUACACGCUAUGUGUCAGUGAAUAAUUAAUAUUAGAAAGUAGAGAUCGUACAUUACCAUGGCGAACGAACACAUGAAAUUUGUUACUGCAUUCCACAUAAAAAAUACUAUUACAUAUAUGUAUUUAAUUAAAUUUGCUUAGUAUAUACUUAAACGAUAGGUCAAAGUGGACAAUUUAAACAAAAUGAAACGAAAACGAUGUCUUCCAAUAUAAUAUAUAAACAUAAAUACUUAUAUAUAAUUAUACAAUGUAUGAUAACAUACAAAAUGAAAAGUGAAAAAUGUCUUCCAAAACGAUUUAACUAUAAUAUAUAAUAUAUAUAAUAUAAUACUUAUUUACAUAGGCAUAAUCUAAAUGCACGCAGAUAUAUGUGUGCAUAAUUUAAAAUUAAAGUUGAAACAUGUCUUCCAAGAUAAUUAUAUCACAUAUUAUAGAUAGAUCUUAUAUACAUGUACAUGUAUUAAAUUAUAUGGAUAAUUUUUAAAUGUUCAAACACAUUAAAAAUAUAGCCUUAAUUACGUUGUUUUCUUGUGGGGAUAUGAUGUCCUCGGAAAAGAUCCUAAUAAUAUAAGUUUUUAUUUUAUUCCUUUCAUUCCAUUUUUUUAACUACUCCAUAUUUUUAUACUCUCGCUAAAUGUUGUUGCAGUGUGUAAUAGUUUUGUUUACCCAACGGUUGUUUGUAUCAUCUAAAACCUAAUAGAGAUAACUAUAGGGUAUAUACAUGCAUAUACAUAUAAAGAAGGCCAUAAAGAGAGAAUACAAAAUCAAAUCAAAUCAAAGUUAAACUCAGCACAAAUAGUGUUUUUAAGACAUUCUAUCUCACGUCUAAACGACAGAUACCGAAUAUGUGAACUCCAGUUCCUAUGACUGACUCUUUACCGAAAAUAUUAGUCAAUCUGUGAGAUGUAGUAUUGAAAUUCGGAUAACAUUUUUACAAUAACAGCAUACCAUUGUGUUUGAAUUGGAUAAAAUCAUGUGAAGACUUCUCCUAGUCCCCUUAUACCUAAUACAAUAAUUUUCUACAUCUUAUCAACUCUAUACACUAAAUAAUGGUCAAAAUGUGAGGUAACUUAAUAAAACUCAUAGAGCAUCUUUUUUUGCAAUGAUUUGGUAAUGCCAAAAAUGGGUAAAAUCUAUAUUACCCGUAGCCCCCAUAUAUCAAGAUAUCUUAGCAAUAUGUAAUAUAACUUCAGUGUGUGAGUUAUCUUCAUAAAAUAACAUUAAAACGUAUCCUUCAGAAUUCUGGAAUAAUGUCAAUAGUUAAUUAUUUUAGACCUUAUUCUGGUUGAUGUUUUCAUCAUAAAUAAAUAUUAAAUUCCUAUUAAAUUUUAUCCUUUUCAUUGAGUUUAUAUCACGAAACAAAAUGUAGUAAUGACAGUCAGUCUAUAACAGUAGUCGGCAUUUCAUAGCACAAUUGUGCAAGCUAAUUUCCCACCUACACUUACGCUCUAUCGUUUAAACGCUGAAUACAUAGUCGACGACAAGCGACAAGCAGCAUCUAUCAAAUAUUAAAAUACACACGUUCUUAUGGGCACAUUUAUUUAGACAACUGCACGACUUCAUGGCAGCCGCAGUGUUGCUACUGAUAUGUAAAUUGUAAAAUUAUA
Bactrocera oleae (olive fruit fly) is the source of this 3806-nucleotide messenger RNA. RefSeq names its product vesicular GABA transporter (gene VGAT). Gene Ontology annotation, biological process: amino acid transmembrane transport. Gene Ontology annotation, cellular component: vacuolar membrane. Lineage: Eukaryota; Metazoa; Arthropoda; Insecta; Diptera; Tephritidae. The record is from RefSeq and is a predicted model, not a curated record. Gene Ontology annotation, molecular function: L-amino acid transmembrane transporter activity.